This is a messenger RNA of Rhododendron vialii, 1860 nucleotides long. RefSeq names its product aldehyde dehydrogenase family 7 member B4. The record is from RefSeq and is a predicted model, not a curated record. The coding region runs from base 38 to 1669 and encodes 543 amino acids. The transcript is spliced from 16 exons. Lineage: Eukaryota; Viridiplantae; Streptophyta; Magnoliopsida; Ericales; Ericaceae. Gene Ontology annotation, molecular function: aldehyde dehydrogenase (NAD+) activity.
AACGGACGAGGUAACUUGCGAGAGAGAAAGUCCUCUGAUGAUACGUCUCUCCCUUUAUUUUCAGAAAUCCAAUUCUGCAUUUCGUCUCUUCUCCAAUCUCCACCACACUCUCUCUCCUCACUCUCUCUCUCCAAUUCGAAAGAUGAGUUUCGCAAAGAAAGAGUACGAGUUUCUCAAGGAGAUCGGCCUCGGCCCUCACAAUUUGGGUUGCUAUGCAAGCGGCCUUUGGAGGGGAAACGGUCCAGUAAUCACCUCCAUAAAUCCUGCUAACAAUCAGGCAAUUGCUGAAGUUACAGAAGCUUCCACUGAAGAUUAUAAGGAAGGCAUGAAAGCUUGCUUUGAAGCGGCAAAGACAUGGAUGCAAAUUCCUGCACCCAAGAGAGGUGAGAUUGUUAGACAGAUUGGUGAUGCACUGAGAGCCAAACUUCAGCAACUUGGUCGGCUUGUCUCUCUUGAGAUGGGAAAAAUACUUGCUGAAGGAAUUGGGGAGGUUCAGGAAAUUAUUGAUAUGUGUGACUUUGCUGUGGGGUUAAGCCGGCAACUGAAUGGAUCAAUCAUACCUUCAGAACGUCCAAAUCACAUGAUGUUGGAGAUGUGGAAUCCUCUUGGAAUAGUAGGUGUAAUUACAGCUUUCAAUUUUCCAUGUGCUGUCCUUGGAUGGAAUGCCUGCCUUGCACUAGUCUGUGGGGAUUGUGUAGUUUGGAAAGGUGCUCCGACAACACCUUUAAUUACGAUUGCGAUGACAAAGAUAGUGGCUGGGGUUCUAGCAAAGAACAAUUUACCAGGUGCUAUUUUUACCUCUUUUUGUGGUGGUGCUGAAAUUGGUCAAGCUAUAGCAAAAGAUACUCGCAUACCUCUUGUUUCAUUUACAGGAAGUUCAAAGGUCGGUCUAAUGGUUCAGAAAACAGUGAAUGAGAGAUUUGGAAAAUGCUUGCUAGAAUUAAGUGGAAAUAAUGCUAUAAUUGUCAUGGAUGAUGCCGACAUCCAACUUGCUGCUCGCUCUGUUUUAUUUGCUGCUGUUGGGACAGCUGGCCAGCGUUGCACGACAUGCCGUAGACUGCUGCUUCAUGAAAGUAUAUACCAGAGAGUACUUGACCAACUACUCAAAGUAUAUAAACAAGUUAAAAUAGGAGAUCCUUUGCUGAGUGGUACCUUGCUCGGGCCACUGCAUACUCGUGCUGCAAGGGAGAAUUUUGAGAAGGGAAUAGAAAUCAUCAAAUCUCAGGCAUGGAAGAUCCUCAUAGGUGGUUCAGCCAUAGAAUCAGAAGGAAACUUUGUGCAGCCUACAAUAGUUGAAAUUUCUCCAAAUGCUGAUGUCGUGAAAGAAGAACUAUUUGCUCCAGUUCUUUAUGUUAUGAAAUUUCAGACUCUAAAAGAGGCAAUUGAGAUCAACAACUCAGUACCGCAAGGAUUGAGUAGUUCUAUGUUCACUCACAAACCUGAAGUUAUCUUCAAAUGGAUUGGGCCUCACGGAAGUGAUUGUGGUAUUGUAAACGUAAAUAUACCAACAAAUGGUGCUGAAAUUGGUGGCGCUUUUGGUGGUGAAAAAGGCACAGGUGGUGGCCGUGAAGCUGGAAGCGACUCUUGGAAACAGUACAUGCGGCGCUCAACUUGCACAAUCAACUAUGGGAAUGAAUUACCAUUGGCACAAGGAAUCAACUUCGGCUAGCGCUUUUCUUUCUGUUGCAACCUUGGAUCGCGUGGCCGCAUCAUAAGCCAAAGCCCCCUUCCGCAGCUAUUUCACACAAACUUUGCACAGCAGUGGUCCUUUGGUUGCAGAGUUGAUACUCAUGCUGGCCCUUUUGCUCCCUCCCUGCAGUUCUGCAAUUGCCUAUUUCAAUAAUUUCAGCUGGUCUACAG